UAUGUCUUUGACAGCAGUACCCUGUCUGUGACAGGUUAAGAGAUGUUUCAGGAAUUCAACUCAUGAACUGAAAUAGAUUUUGAAAAUCCUUCUUAAUUAUGGGAAAGACUUAUGGCUUAUGGCAGGGAGAGAAAGCCACAAAAGGUCAUUUCUAGAGAAACUUCAUAGAGAGCUUAUGUCCAAGAAAGUUUAGUGGACGCAAAACCUGUGGUAGAAAGGAGACUGGAAUGACUGGCAGCAGUCUAAGAUCUUCUCCUCUUGGGAAUAAUCUUCCUCUCCGAUAUAGCUGAAACUUUAAACUCCUCCCAGGUUGAUGACAGCAGCGGUUGCUUCUUUAUGGCUAUUGCUGAUAUGACACUGCAUUGACACACACCUUUUGCUUCAGGGCUGCAAUAUGAUUAAACUUCUGCUUUUAAAGAGGAGCUCUGAUUAAUUAUUGCAUGCGAUCAGCAGCAUCUUGUUGCUAUUUUCUCUCUUUAAUAACAUGGAAGCAGCAAUGACGUACUUAGUUUUAGACUUUGGUUUUACUUUUCUUAAAUAGUAGAAAAUAAUGAGUGUUUGGAAUGUGUUGUUAAUGAUCAGAUCAUUUCUGUUGGGAGCUGGAGGAGGGUGUGGUUUCUUUUCCUCAUGGCCGUGGAGCAGGAAGCCACGUAGGAUGAGCUGCAGUAACAUUCAGUUUGCUUACAGAGUAAAAACGCCUCCAUUCUCCCUCAGAUCUGUUUGUCCAGCAGAUUUGCAGCCACAGUCUGGUGGCUCCAAAUGAGGGGGGGCAUUCAGCGAGUUAGUGGGGAGGGGUCGGCCCACAGUGUGCGCUGAUCAUAGCAGAAAACCUCCUGGAUGCUUCACUCUGGUUUUUGUUGCCCGCUUGCAGGGAAGGAGGCGGUGAAGCGGCCCAGAAGCUUCAGGGUUUUUUCCCUGCAUCCUGGAAGCUGCAGAGAAAAAACGCAGCAGGUGUGAAUGACGAUGCUGCACAGAGGAAUCCUGAAGUGGGCCCCUUUGCUUGCACUGGUGCUGUGUGUUUCAGCAGGAGGAGACUUUGACUGGACAAAGAACGAGAAAACCUCUUUCUACUACGGCACCUUCCCCACUGAAUUCUCUUGGGGAGUCGGCAGCUCUGCCUAUCAGACCGAAGGAGCUUGGAACAUCGAUGGAAAAGGAAUGAGCAUCUGGGAUGUUUUUGCCCAUAAAAAGGGGAAAAUCUCCACCAAUGAGACAGGAGACUCAUCAUGUGAAGGCUACCGCAAGUUCAAGGAUGAUAUAAACUUGAUGAAGGAGAUGAAGCUGAAUCAUUAUCGAUUCUCUGUUUCCUGGCCGAGGAUUCUACCCAGUGGAAUAAGAAGUGAGCACAUUAAUGAGAAAGGAAUUAGAUAUUAUAACGACCUGAUCGACAUGCUGCUGGAUAAUAAGAUCACACCUGUGGUCACUCUGUAUCACUGGGAUUUACCUCAGGUGCUGCAGGAGAAAUAUGGCGGCUGGCAGAACGGGAGCAUGGUCGGUUACUUUAACGACUUCGCCAAUCUGUGUUUCGAAAGGUUUGGAAACCGCGUGAAGCACUGGAUCACCUUCAACAACCCCUGGUCAAUUUCUGUAGAAGGAUACGAAACGGGAGAGCAUGCUCCAGGAAUGAAGCUAAGGGGAAGUGGGGCUUACAAAGCAGCCCAUAACAUCAUCAAGGCCCACGCUAAGGUCUGGCACACGUAUGACAUGAAGUGGAGAAGCAAACAAAAAGGUCUGAUUGGGAUCUCCCUGACUGCUGACUGGGGAGAACCAGUGGACGUGUCCAACCAAAGGGACAUUGAAGCUGCAGAAAGGUACAUUCACUUCUACCUGGGCUGGUUCGCCACACCGCUCUUCCAUGGAGACUACCCACAAGUCAUGAAGGAAUACAUUGGCAGAAAAAGUGGUCAACAAGGUCUGGGAGCGUCGCGGCUGCCUGUUUUCUCACCUCAGGAGAAGAGUUACAUCCGAGGAACUGUGGACUUUCUGGGCCUUGGACAUUACACCACCCGCUACAUCACCCAGAAGAACUACCCGUCGAGCUUUGGGGACAGUUAUUUUGCAGAUCGAGACCUUGCAGAGCUGGUGGACCCACAGUGGCCUGACCCUGGUUCUGAGUGGCUCUACUCGGUUCCCUGGGGGUUCCGCCGCACGUUAAACUUUAUAAAGAGCCAGUAUGGAAACCCGAUGAUCUACGUGACGGAGAACGGUGUCUCGGAGAAAAUGCUCUGUACCAACCUGUGUGAUGAGUGGAGGAUGCAGUACUUCAGAGAAUACAUCAACGAAAUGCUGAAAGCCGUAAAGGACGGUGUGAACGUGAAGGGAUACACCGCCUGGUCUCUCCUGGACAGCUUUGAGUGGGAUGAAGGCUUCUCAGAACGGUUCGGCCUCUACUUUGUGGACUUCAGGAACAAAAACAAACCACGUUACCCAAAGGCUUCAGUCCAGUUCUAUAAGCGCCUCGUCAGCUCCAACGGCUUUCCCAACCAGAGAGAGGUGGAGAGCUGGAAGAGGAAAGCUGUGGAGACCUGCUCCUCCAGUAACCAGCUGCUGGCUGCAGAUCCACUGAUCGGCCACAUGGAGAUGGUGACAGAGAUCGUUGUUCCCACUGUGUGCACACUCUGCAUCCUCUUCAGUGCGGUUUUCUUUAUGUUUCUGCUGCGGCGGCGCCUCUGAGAGACCAACCCUCACCGCGUCUGAUGCCACGGCAGCAGAGCUUAGAUGCCCUGAAGCUGAAGGAACCAAUCAGAGCAGCUUCGUUCCUCCUGUUUUGGCUUUAAAUGUCCUGCUGUUCUCUUACCUUUGGAUUGUUAAUAAACCUUCAAAACCAG
This is a messenger RNA of Cyprinodon tularosa, 2828 nucleotides long. RefSeq names its product lactase-like protein. The coding region runs from base 958 to 2673 and encodes 571 amino acids. Gene Ontology annotation, molecular function: beta-glucosidase activity. Gene Ontology annotation, biological process: carbohydrate metabolic process. The transcript is spliced from 14 exons. NCBI's taxonomy places the organism in Eukaryota, Metazoa, Chordata, Actinopteri, Cyprinodontiformes, Cyprinodontidae. The record is from RefSeq and is a predicted model, not a curated record.